Schistosoma turkestanicum is the source of this 1458-nucleotide messenger RNA. NCBI's taxonomy places the organism in Eukaryota, Metazoa, Platyhelminthes, Trematoda, Strigeidida, Schistosomatidae. The record is from the annotation of a GenBank genome assembly.
AUGUUGGUGUAUAACUUGCAGAUACAACACAAUCUAUUGACUACGAUUGUAUUGGUGUUGUUUAGAUUUGAUCAUUUCAUAUGUUUUCCGGUGUUUGAUACUGAAUGCGAUUCCACGCCAUUUAUAUUCAAUCCUAAUGGAAAUAUUUAUUCACAUAAAGAUUAUGAAAAACACUUAGCUUAUGAUGGAUUGAUUCAAUGUUUUUGGUUAAUUCAUGUGAAUCCACAAGAUCGUAUUAUUAUUCAAUCAGUUGAGUUUGAUCUAGCUGAUAGUUCAUCUGAAUGUGAUGAAGAUAGUGUAACAGUUUCUGAACCAGACGAUGAACAAAAUAACAAUAUUACAUCGUCGGAAAUCGAUACAUUCACAAAACAAAUCGGUAAGCAUGCAUACUGUGGAUCGACAAAUUUUAGACUAUUGUCCAGUUCUAAUCAACUAUUGAUAACAUUUAAAGCUCGAUCAACUGGAAAACACAAGGGUUUCAAUUUACGUUACUCAGCUAUACCUCGUAACUUGGCAAACAUCGUGGAAUCUUCAUUGGAGUCCUUUACAAUGAAUAAGACAUGCGACUCAUCAUUCGAAUGGAAAUGUCCAACUUCACAAUGUAUAUUGAAAAUAUGGAGAUGUGAUGGACUUGCUGAUUGCUCAGGUUCCGAAGAUGAAAUGAACUGUUUGAGUCCCUUUUCGAAAAUAACUUUUUUUAAUGGUCGACAAAAACGUUCAGUUUAUGAUGAUGAAGAAAACUGGGGUCGUGUGGUCAAUGGUCAACCAGCUGCUAAAGGAGCUUGGGCUUUUAUAAUUUCUUUACGUUUCGCUGGAAAUGGGGCACAUGUUUGUGCAGGUAGCCUAAUUAGCACACAAUGGGUAAUGACAGCUGCACACUGUGUUCAAUCAAUGCCAGACCCAAAGCGUUGGUUUGUCGAUGUUGGUAGAUAUUAUAAAAAUACUGGUGAUUCUGAUGUUCAGAGAAUAAAACUAGCGCAAAUUGUUAUACAUCCAUCCUAUAAUAAAAAUAUUUACGCUAAUGACAUAGCACUGUUACGUCUUCAAACUCGAGCAAGUUUAGAUAAUCGUCAUGUUCGUCUUUCUCCAGUUGCACGUAAUUCUCAAUUAUCCAAAUUAUUAACAGCCAAUGUUCAGUGUAUUGUUGCUGGUUGGGGUGAUACACGUAAUACAGGUUCAAAUGAUGUUCUGAGACAAGCUGUUCUUCCUGUGAUUAAUUACGAUCUGUGUAAAUCAUGGUAUCAAUAUCUUAAUAAAGCAAGUUUCUGUGCUGGAUAUCAACAAGGAGGAGUUGAUGCUUGUCAAGGUGACAGUGGAGGUCCUCUUUUGUGUUAUGUUGGCGGCCAAACAAUUCAAGCUGGAAUUGUUUCAUGGGGCAACGACUGUGCAAAACCAAGGAAUCCGGGAGUUUAUACGAACGUCGCUAUGUUUUAUGACUGGUAUUCAAGUGUUUUGUAA